AUGCAACAAGGUGGACAAAGUAUUGUCGAUCGACUUUUAGCUGCAAAAAAUACAAUAUCUGGACAACUUGUAGCUAAAGUUGUAUGUAAAGCAACAACAGAAGAAAUUAUGGGACCCAAACGAAAACAUCUUGAUUUUCUUUUACAAGCAACACAUGAAAUGAAUGUUUCAAUUCCUGAAACUGCUGAUCUUUUAAUUGAACGUUCACAAAAUUCUUCAUGGGUUGUUUCAUUUAAAUCAUUAAUUACAAUUCAUCAUUUAAUGUCAUAUGGAAAUGAACGUUUUGAAGCUUAUAUGGCAUCACAUUAUUAUAAUUUACAACCAGCUGUUAUGAUUGAUCGUAUAGGAAUACCUAGUAGUGAUAUGUUAAUGUAUAUUCGUCGAUAUGCUGAUUAUUUAAAUGAAAAACGUGAAGCUUAUAAAUUAAUGGGUUAUGAUUUUUGUAAAAUAAAACGAGGAAAAGAUGAUGGACUUCUUCGAACAAUGCCUAUUGACAAGUUAUUUAAAGCUUUACCUUUGCUUCAAAAACAAAUUGAUGCUAUACUUCAUUUUGAUAUUACACCUAAUCAGUUGACGAAUGGUGUUAUAUAUAGUUGUUUUUUUCUUCUUAUCAAAGAUCUUAUAUAUCUAUAUGCUGCUUUUAAUGAAGGAAUAAUUAAUUUACUUGAAAAAUAUUUUAAUAUGAAUAAAAAACAAUGUCGUGAAGCACUUGAUAUGUAUAAAAAAUUUCUCGACCGAACAGAUCAAGUAUCUCAAUAUUUUAAAAUAAGUGAACGUUAUGAACAAUUAUUUGAUCGAUGUUUUUGGGAAGGGCCGUCUGGCAUGGAUCGUAGUGAAAUUGCUGAUUUAGCUCGGGAUAUCGGGAAAAAUAAAGCUCCAAAUAGUCUUUUAGAAUCAUUGGAAAAUCAUUUAGCUUAUCUCGAAGGUAAAAAGCCAUCAUCACAAUCAUUAGUCUCAAAAAAUUCAACAGAACAAGAUAAAAAGAGUUUUUCACAUGACUUUAUUGCUCACGUGAAUGAUGAUUCGCAAAAAAUUCUUCAAGAAGAAGCGAAAGCAUUAGCAAAAUUUAAUAUAAAAAAAGAAGCUUCAUCUCCACCAUCACCAUCACCACCACCACCAGUUCCUACUCAAACAACAAUAACGACAAAUGAAAAUGUCUUUGAUAAUCCAAAUUUCUUUUCUCAACAACAAUCAUUCACUGAUGAUAUAUUUUCAUUGGCUACACCAUCAUCUCAAACAAAUAUAAAUACAUUUCCUGCAUUUCAAAAUGUUCUUGAUACAUCGACAUCAAAACCACAUGUUUUUGGUGAUGUUCUUCAACCAACUUCGAUAUCAACAAAUAAAAAUACUAAUUCAAUUCCAUUACUGACAAAUAAUCAAAAGAUUCCAACAGUUACUAAAUCAUUUCAAUCAGGUGAUAUUAAUUCAUCACUUAAUCAAUUAAUUGAUCAUCUUAAUAUAAAAGAUCAUACAAAAAUUGGAAAAGAUCAUCAAUGGACAGAAAAUGAUGCAAAAAAUCAACAAAUAAUUGGUCUACCUGCAGGAACUACAAAUACACCUGGAACAACAUGGCCAAAUCCUUCGACAAUGAGUACACCGUUUAAUAGUAUGACUGUUCAAUCAAGUACUAUGUGGCAACAACCACCAUCUACAUCUUUGAUGAAUAAUCCUUUUGCUGUAUCUAGUGGAUCAUUACAAAUGAAUUUCAAUAGUAUAAAUAAUCAACCAACAACAAAUGUUAAUACAAAUCCAUUUGCUGCUCAAGCAUUCUAUGACACUAUUGAGAUUAAUCAACAACAGGUUGUUAAUCCGUUUGACAAUCUUUAA
Molecule: messenger RNA, 1827 nt
Organism: Rotaria sordida
Lineage: Eukaryota; Metazoa; Rotifera; Eurotatoria; Philodinida; Philodinidae
Source: the annotation of a GenBank genome assembly